GGAUGGAGGGGUGGGUGGGUGGUAUCUCUCAGCAGAUCCAGGAGCUCAGAGGAACCUCAGUCGGCGGUUCGUAUCGGAGACAAACAGACAGACAGAAUGCAGCAGGCUGUCAUACUUGUGGUCCUCUUGGUCCUGGUGGGCCUCCUCCAUGGGGUACCAGUGCUUCCCGAACCUCUCUUCCCCACACAGGAGAACUUUGACCUGAGCAAGUUCAUGGGUAAGUGGCAUGAUAUUGCGGUAGCAUCCACCUGUCCCUGGAUGCAGCGCCACAGAGGAGACUCAGCUAUCGGCACACUGGAGCUGCAGGCCGGGGUCACUGAAGGCAAAGUCAGCAUGAAACGCAGCAUGAAAAAGCACGGGACAUGUAAGCAGAUCUCUGGUGAUUAUGAGAUAACAGACACACCUGGAAGAUUCACCUACCACAUUGCCAAGUGGGGGGCUGAUGUUGAUGCCUAUGUGGUUCACACUAACUAUGAUGAGUACGCCAUCGUCAUGUUAAGCAAACAGAAGACAGGUGGUGAGAAGACCAAGUCCGCCAAGCUAUACAGCCGCACCAUGGAACUGCGGCCCACUAUCCUGGACGACUUCAGGAGGCUGGUGAGGGAGCAGGGCAUGGCUGACGACACAGUCAUCAUCAAACAGAACAAAGGCGAGUGUAUACCAGGAGCAGAGCCUGUAGCAGCAGAGCCUCAGCCUGAGAUUACGGCACUGAGAGCUAAGAGGGACAUAGUCCUCCCUGAGCCUGCCCCUGUGGAGGGUUCCGGUAUGAGUGAUGACACCAUGAUCUUCAGGAGUGCAGAGUCCUGUAAGGCGGAACCAGAUGCAGGUCCCUGUUUCGGGAUGAUGCAGCGCUACUUCUACAACUCCACCAGUAUGGGCUGUCAGCUGUUCACCUAUGGAGGCUGCAUGGGCAACCAGAACAACUUUGUGACCGAGAGGGAGUGUCUGCAGAGCUGUCGCACUGAGGCUGCCUGCAGACUGCCCAUGGAUGUUCAACCCUGCACUGGGCAGCCCAAGAUCUGGGCCUUUGAUCCCAACUCUGGACUCUGUUUGGAAUAUAAAAAGGACUUCUGCCAGGGCAACAGUAACAAGUUCUACUCCAAGGGGGAGUGUGAGGAGUACUGUGGGGUGAUGAAGGAUGGAGAAACUGAGUUCCUGAAAGCAAACUGAAGGAGAUGAGAGGUCAUAAGGAAGAAUACAUCCUAACACAAACACACAGCACAGAUCACCGUCUGGGUUAGCCGUCUGACAGACUACCUAUAUCAUUCAAUACAGAACACAACACAACACAAUAAAAUGAUGGAUUAACCUA
Coregonus clupeaformis (lake whitefish) is the source of this 1312-nucleotide messenger RNA. RefSeq names its product alpha-1-microglobulin/bikunin precursor. Lineage: Eukaryota; Metazoa; Chordata; Actinopteri; Salmoniformes; Salmonidae. Gene Ontology annotation, molecular function: serine-type endopeptidase inhibitor activity. The record is from RefSeq and is a predicted model, not a curated record. Bases 97 to 1170 code for a protein of 357 amino acids. The transcript is spliced from 10 exons. Gene Ontology annotation, cellular component: cell surface; plasma membrane.